AUGGACCAUCCGUGGUUUCGGGGGAUCGAUUUCAAAAAUCUGCGAUCUACCCGUGCUGAAUUUAUCCCGAGAGUGGAGCAUGCCGAGGACACGUCGAAUUUCGAAGCGGUUGAGAUAACCGAGUCGCCUUUUGAAACCCUCGGCAAGCGGGCGCCCAACAAUCCAGCCUUCUACGAGUUCACCUUUCGACAUUUCUUCGACACCGACGGCCAAGGUUGUCCAAGUCUGCGACCACCCCAAAAGCGCCCACCGUUGGCCCCUCUGUUCGAGGGCACUUGCUCAGCUCGUCAUGAAACUGUCAGCAGCUCAGAGUCGAUUGUGAUUUGA
Molecule: messenger RNA, 327 nt
Organism: Cooperia oncophora
Lineage: Eukaryota; Metazoa; Nematoda; Chromadorea; Rhabditida; Trichostrongylidae
Source: the annotation of a GenBank genome assembly